This is a messenger RNA of Rhizoctonia solani, 894 nucleotides long. RefSeq names its product prenylated Rab acceptor 1. The record is from RefSeq and is a predicted model, not a curated record. The coding region runs from base 1 to 894 and encodes 297 amino acids. Gene Ontology annotation, cellular component: Golgi apparatus. The transcript is spliced from 13 exons. Lineage: Eukaryota; Fungi; Basidiomycota; Agaricomycetes; Cantharellales; Ceratobasidiaceae.
AUGUCUGACCGCUGCAUAGUAUACAUAACCCUUACUCCCAAAUCAUCCGAUCUUCUCGAAGAAGUGCGACAAGUGAUGUUAAACACGCGAGAUAUGUUCCUCGGGCUGCAGGGGUCGAUAUCCCACGAUGUGGGCGUAACAGACGGGAAAGUACAUGUCAUCGAAACUUAUGAAUCGGCGGCCGAUGCAGAGCGCUUUGAGAAGAUACCUGAGCACGACGAGAUGAUUCAGCCUGUUCUAGCGCGUUUACAGGCUGCUCUUUUCCGGUGGUCCCUGGCUAUUAUUCUCGCGCAAGGCCAUUGCUUUCUUGACGUCCUCCACGUCGAACUCGGUGAUCUGAAGGGGAGUUGGGUCGCGGCGCAGCAUAGUGGUGGGCAGUGCUGUAUAUAUGCAGGUCGCUAUGCCUGUAUUGCAAUGAAGGUUCCCGAGUAUCUCAAGAAUUUGCGCGAGACCAAGCUCAGUGCGCUCAGGGGUCCUCAGGAGUUCUUUGACGUUCAGCGUAUAUCUCGACCUGCGGAUUUGAACCAGGCCACGUCCCGAAUCUCGUACAACACACGCUACUUCUCCGGGAAUUAUGGAUUCAUCGUUAUAAUUUUGGCCGUCUAUGCGCUUUUGACCAAUAGCUGGCUAUUGAUCAGUCUGGGUUUCUUGAUUGGAGGGUUCAUGGCAAUUAAUAAAUGGGCGCCGGAGCCGAUGCAAGUGGGAGAGCAUGUAGUCACUCAGAAGUCCCUAUAUACUGGAUUGUUCGUUAUUGGCAUUCCCCUUCUGUGGUGGUCCAGCCCCCUCGGCACGUUCUUCUGGCUCGUCGGUUCAAGUGCAGUUCUCAUUCUCGGACACGCCGCAUUGAUGGAGCCUGGCGUCGAGUCCGAGUACGCGAACGUGUCCGAGGUUUAG